CAGCCGGAGCUCCGAGUACUCGCAGUCCGUAGACGAACGCUGCAAUAUUCGUUUCUCGUUCACACCGCGAAGAACCGUGCCGUCGACGAUGACCCGCGAUAACGUGACGCUACUCUCGUUUAUUUCCUUUCUCCUCUUCUCUGGAUUGUACAACGUCGAAGGAGAGCUCAUCCAGUGGCGGCCGUGUCCUUAUCCCAACGCUGCUACUGCAUCGAAUUGUACGAUACAUGAAGUGUACGUAGACCCGUGUGAAGACGCUGCAAGUGGCAAACCAUGUAACUUCAAAAGGGGAAUCUCCGCGAACAUGACAUUCCAUUACACGCCUUCAUUCUCGUCAGAGAGCAUACAGGGUGGAAUAUAUUGGACUAUCGAUUCGAUAGACAUCCCAAUUCUGAGCGUGCGUUCCAACCCUUGCUCAUUGACCACCUGCCCCCUCGAGGCUGGCCAGAAGAACAUAUACCACUUGGAAACGACUGUGAGAAGAUAUCCACUCCGAGAGUAUGAUUUAAAAUGGAGAAUCUGGAACGAUCAGCAGGAAGAGUGUUGUUUCAUAUAUCAAAUUACAAUAACUAGAUAAGAAACAUUGUAACAGUAAUAACUCGCGGACGAUAAUAAAAAGAUUACAUUUCGAUUAUUUUACUCAA
Messenger RNA from Ceratina calcarata, 644 nucleotides. Its product is annotated as MD-2-related lipid-recognition protein-like. Bases 89 to 577 code for a protein of 162 amino acids. The record is from RefSeq and is a predicted model, not a curated record. NCBI's taxonomy places the organism in Eukaryota, Metazoa, Arthropoda, Insecta, Hymenoptera, Apidae. The transcript has 4 exons.